This is a messenger RNA of Musca domestica (house fly), 1894 nucleotides long. RefSeq names its product probable 4-coumarate--CoA ligase 1. NCBI's taxonomy places the organism in Eukaryota, Metazoa, Arthropoda, Insecta, Diptera, Muscidae. Gene Ontology annotation, molecular function: long-chain fatty acid-CoA ligase activity. Bases 233 to 1858 code for a protein of 541 amino acids. Gene Ontology annotation, biological process: fatty-acyl-CoA biosynthetic process; long-chain fatty acid metabolic process. The transcript has 4 exons. The record is from RefSeq and is a predicted model, not a curated record.
CUCGCCGGGGUUUGGAUUUGUGGCCUUCGCCUUCGAUAAAGCAUCAAAUAAACGCUGCCUUUAAUUAUCAUCAAUUUUUAAUGUCUACGAAUGUGUUAUCUACAACUUCUUAUCUUUGGCUCAGGUGCGCAUGGAAAAUUAAUUCCAAUGAAGAAUAUUUGAUAUAUUGAAGAAAUCGAAAGAUAUUUUCAGUUGCUAAACAGCAAAAAGCUUGUCAACAAUCGGCUUAGGCAUGAAUCCAGACCAAACUUAUUAUGACAAGGAAACUAAAAUCUGGCAUGGGCCAACAAUAGAACCUCGUUACAGUUUAGAUGACUCAAUUGGCUCCGUGGUACUGGAGGCUUUGCGAAAAUAUCCCGAUCAUGUAUCCCAGAUAUGCCAUCCAACGGGAAAUCAAUUUUCGAAUCGCCAAAUGGCUGAAAUGUCAUGCCGAGUUGCAGUUCAUUUCGGUAGACUAAAGCUGCAACAAACCGAGGUGGUUGGUAUUUGUGCGGCAAACAGUGACUAUGUAGCACCCAUAUUCUUUGGAGCCAUGUUUUCUGGCCUUUGCUUGAGUACCACAGACCCCAGUACCAAUGUCAAAGGUCUGAAACACAUCUAUUCUGUGACCAAACCCAGAGUAAUGUUUUGUGAUGGUGAUAUUUAUGAAAAGGUACAACAAGCUUUGAAGGAGUGUGGCCUUGCAGAGACUGUCAUCUAUACGGUACGCAAUCACAUUGAAGGUGUUCCAAAUGUCAUGGAGUUUUUGGAUGAAAAGAAUGCCGUCGAAGAUUUCAGAGUACCCCCUCUCAAACAUGGCGGACGACAGGAUGCCUUCUAUCUUUGCACAUCAGGAUCGACAAAUCUACCCAAAGCUGUACGUUUAUCUCAUUAUGCCAUUCUAAAUCGAACUACUAGUAACGAGCAAUUCAAGGGACAAAAAAUGUUGAUAUUCAGUAGCCUCUAUUGGUUUUUGGGCAUUGUGUCGUUGAUCCAAUGCGCAGUGAAUUCUUCGAUUCGUUGUGUAUCGGAAAAUCCAUUUACCCCCAGCGAUUUCUAUGAUAUUGUGAAGCAGCAUAGAAUAUCCAUUGUGGCCGCUUCUCCGUCUCACAUUCCACUAUGUUUGGCCUGUCCAGAAACCCUGGCCGCCAGUGACUUAUCCAGCAUCAGAAUUAUGAUUGUCACUGGGAAAUCUCUCCCCUAUACACUGGUUGAGAAGUUCAAGAAAUAUGCCGAGAACUGCCUCUUCCCCAUUUUCUAUGGCAUGACAGAGCUGUGUGGCGGCGUUACACAUGGCCUGGUGGAUCCCAGCAAUACGGUGGGUUACCUGGGACCCAAUACAGAAAUUAAGAUUUUAAACGAUCGUGCAGAACAUUUGGGACCAAAUGAAAUCGGUGAAAUUUACAUACGUACCAAAUUUGCCAGUUCAGGAUAUUAUUGUAAUCCAGAGGCAAAUCGUAAGACAUUCCUUGAGGAUGGCUGGGUGCGUAGUGGUGAUAUGGGCUACUUCAACGAUGAAGAACAACUGUUCAUUGUCGAUCGUCGUCAGGACAUUAUGAAAUACAAUAAUUUUCAUUUUUCACCCACCGCUAUUGAGCAGGUCAUUUGUGAAAUAUCCGAUGUGGCAGAGGUGUGUGUGGUCGGUAUACCAGAUUUUAUCUAUGACCGUUUGCCUGCAGCUGCCGUUAUCAGAAGGCGUGGUGCAAAUAUUACCGAAGCUGAGAUUUGUGAAUAUGUGGCAAAUCGCAUGCAACAUUUUGAGAAUUUACAUGGCGGAGUUUAUUUCUUUGAAAGUUUACCCCUAACGGCUUCGGGUAAAGUAAUACGCAAAGAAGUAACGGAAAUGUGUAGCAAAUUGAGGAAGAUGAGUAAUUUGUAAAUAGUGUGAUUCAAGUUUAUUUAAUAAAUGUUAAAA